Paraphaeosphaeria sporulosa is the source of this 1590-nucleotide messenger RNA. RefSeq names its product MFS general substrate transporter. Gene Ontology annotation, molecular function: transmembrane transporter activity. The record is from RefSeq and is a predicted model, not a curated record. The coding region runs from base 1 to 1590 and encodes 529 amino acids. NCBI's taxonomy places the organism in Eukaryota, Fungi, Ascomycota, Dothideomycetes, Pleosporales, Didymosphaeriaceae. Gene Ontology annotation, biological process: transmembrane transport. The transcript is spliced from 2 exons.
AUGAUCGUACUCAGUCUUCAACUCACGAAUUUCUGCAUUGCGGUUGACAAUACCAUUAUUGCCACCGCCAUACCCAGAAUCACAGAUCACUUCGGCUCCUUGGGUGACGUGGGAUGGUACGGCUCUGCGUACCUCUUGUUCGUCUCAGGCUUCCAGCUGUUCUUCGGACGACUGUACAGCUUUCUGAACAUGAAAUGGCUCUUUAUCGCCUGUGUUGUUGUUUUCGAGGUUGGAUCUCUGAUUUCAGCGGUCGCUCCGACCUCAGCUGGACUCAUCGCUGGUCGAGCCAUCUCCGGAUUUGGUGCCUCAGGCAUAUUCACCGGCUGCCUUACGACCAUAUCGACAGUAACACCAUUGGAAAAACGUGGCGCGUUUAUUGGACUGAUCACUGCUGUCUAUGGGGUAGCGAGCAUAGUGGGACCGCUGCUGGGAGGCGCACUGACGGACCACGCCACCUGGAGAUGGUGCUUCUACAUCAAUCUGCCGAUCGGAGGAGUAACAGUUCUCAUCUUGAUCUUUUGCCUCCAGUUCCCGCCUUCACCACCAAAAGAGAAAAAAACCUUGAAAGAGUACAUUCUACGAUUCGAUCCCAUCGGUACAAUCCUGUUCGCUCCUUCGAUCAUAUGUCUUUUGAUUGCGCUCCAAUGGGGUGGGACAACAUACGCAUGGAGCGAUGGCAGAAUUAUCGCCCUGCUGGUGGUGUUUGCUGUUCUGCUUCUUGGUUUUGCAGUGGUACAGCCCUUCAUGAAAGAUAACGCGACCUUAAACAAGAAAGCCGUGACCUCGAGACACGUCAUGUGCGCUGCACUUUACUCCUUUUGCGUCAGUGCGUCUUUCUUCGUUAUGGCGUACUUCAUUCCACUCUGGUUCCAAGCGAUCCGGGGUGCUUCGGCAGUACGAUCCGGAAUUGACCUGUUGCCAUUCAUGAUCAGUCUUAUCUUGAGUAUCAUGAGUGGCGGCUUCCUUGUUAGCAAGAUUGGCUGGUACCACCCAUUCAUGUUCGCUCCAAUUACUCUAGGAUCUAUUGGCGCGGGACUGAUUUACACAUGGGACAUUGAUACUUCCACAAGUCGACUGAUUGGAUAUCAGAUCCUGUUUGGCGUGGGUGUUGGACUUGGUAUCCAACAAGGGAUCGUGGCUGUCCAGUCGGGGAAGAAUAUCGAUAUUGCCAGCGGCAUAGCACUUCUCUGCUUCGCCGAAAACUUCGGUGGUGCGGUGUUUGUGAGCGUGGCCCAGAAUCUAUGGGCCAACAAACUUGCAGAAAAGUUGCAGCGCAUUGCAAAUCUUGAUCCAGCCCUCGUUGUCAAGACUGGUGCUACAGAGAUCAACAGCUUGACAAAAGAUCCCGAGACGUUGAGGUUAAUCAGAGUCGCCUACAAUGACGCUCUGUCGCAGCCGUUCUUGGUCGCACUAAUCUUGCUGUGUAUUGCUACUAUCGGAACCCUGGGAGUUGACUGGAACAACCUCAAGGCAAAGAACGAGAAGAAGGCAGAUAGACGCACUUUGAGAUCUUUCAGCACCAUACCCAAAUACAAAGAUAGGCGGGAGGACACCUAUCAUCUGGAUCAUCCGCAAGCACGACAACUCUAG